AUGGUUGAAGAUCCUGCUGAAGAACAAAUAGUAUGGUCAAGCAACGGCGACUACUUUAAGGUCAUUUCGCCUAGCAAGUUUUCGAGUACAACACUGCCACAAUAUUUCAGGCAUAACAACUGGACCAGUUUUGUCAGACAGCUAAACAUGUAUGGAUUUCAUAAAGUGAGUGAAUAUCGCGACGAUUUGAAUCAAGAUACAUGGUGUUUCAAGCACACCUUGUUUUAUCGCGGGGGCAAACAAUCGUCACAUCUAAUCCGCCGCAAACGUGUUCAUGCCAGCGAUAUGCCAGAAGACGCAGAGUCUGAAGAAAGCACAGCCGCUGUUACUGAUGCUUUGGAACCGCUCCCUUUGGAAAUACAGUUGGGACGAAUCGAAGAAGCGGUAUCAAAAGUGCAAACUAAAUCGCAAGUGGUCGGCAGUGAGCUACGCCAGCUGAAAACCUCGGUUCAAAGACAGCAACAGGUACUUUGGAUCGCUCCCGCAACAGCCUGUGUCACAACCAAUUCCUUUAUUUUUUAUUCUCUUGGUAGAAGACCGAGCAAAGUCACCAAUAACGCCGACACUAACGGCAGCAGCACAAGCAACGACGACGACAGCACCAGCAGCGAUGUCCAACAACAUAACUACUACCCCAACUACUAAUAGCGUCGCUGCUACUACUACUUCUAGUGCUAUUUGUACUACUGAUAAUUAUUAUUUCAACAGCUAUACUACAACAGCACCGCACGACUGUUAUCGUUACGGAUACGAUCCGGUUUGGGAUCGCAUGCGCUGUGGCUGUCCCGGCCCAAAGCAGCAGGAUUAAAGCAGAAAGGAGCAUCAUUUAACCACACUGCAACACAACCAACGGGGGGAAAAGGGAUAUAUUUUGGAAGAGAGGAAAGUGAUGAACUGCUUUGUAAUGUGUCAAGAGCUGUCUGCUACUGGACCAUAAGAAAAAACGAUCCUCUCUCAAUAUAUGAUCCUACAUGUACAAUGUAUAUAUUAACGUUCCAAUAAGAGCAAAGGUGCUCUUUAUAAUUCGAUGUUUAUCUUCUUGUUAUGGCAACUACAAGUGCCCACGUAAACGUGGGCCCACUAGU
Molecule: messenger RNA, 1085 nt
Organism: Zychaea mexicana
Lineage: Eukaryota; Fungi; Mucoromycota; Mucoromycetes; Mucorales; Lichtheimiaceae
Product: HSF-type DNA-binding-domain-containing protein
Exons: 3
Coding region: 1-645 (214 amino acids)
Biological process (GO): regulation of DNA-templated transcription
Molecular function (GO): DNA-binding transcription factor activity; sequence-specific DNA binding
Source: RefSeq, a predicted model, not a curated record